CUCCCACUCUAUCAUUUCUCUACUCAUGGAAAAAAAGCAAAGCUACUUGCCAAUCGAAAAGGCAAACAAGGCAAGAAAUUUACAAGAAAGGAGUUGUUUGUCUGUUUGACUGUUAGAUCGGAAUUGCUCCUUUUUACAGCAACCAAACUCCCUUAUAGAAACAAGAACAUCAAUCGAUGUUAAAGGCUUGGACAUCGAUCUUUGAGAAAUUCCGAAACAAAACAUCACACUCUCCCUUUCAGCUUCUCAAGAGAUGGGAGGCGGAACGACAGAUCUGAAUGAAGAUACAGCAGGUGUUUAUCUCCCCCUUCGGAAUGAUGAUGGCAUUGUUAAUGAUUCGGGUGACAGUCGAUUGAAACAGCUGGGUUACAAGCAAGAACUUAGCCGUACCCUCUCGCUAAUUGCAAAUUUCUCAGUGACCUUCUCCAUUGUGUCAGUCCUCACUGGUCUGACAACGAUGUACAGUUCGGGUCUAACCUAUGGUGGGCCAGUUACGAUGGUAUAUGGGUGGCCGGUAGUGGGUAUGCUGACCCUCACCGUGGGGAUGUCAAUGGCCGAGAUUUGUUCUGCUUAUCCCACUUCUGGAGGGCUUUACUUUUGGAGUGCAAGGCUUUGUGGCAAAGAUUGGGGGCCUCUUGCUUCUUGGCUCACUGGCUGGUUCAACAUUGUUGGUCAGUGGGCUGUUACAACCAGUGUAGAUUUCUCACUUGCACAGCUGAUUCAGGUUAUCAUUCUCCUAAGCACAGGUGGAAAAAAUGGUGGUGGAUAUGAAGCAUCCAAGUAUGUAGUUAUUGCUAUGCAUGGGGGGAUUUUACUACUGCAUGCUGCACUAAAUAGUCUUCCCAUCUCACUCUUAUCUUUCUUCGGACAGCUGGCUGCUGCCUGGAAUCUUGUAGGUGUUGUGGUUCUUACAAUACUCAUUCCCCUUGUUGCAACGGAAAGGGCUAGUGCCAAGUUUGUGUUUACACACUUCAACACUGAUAAUGGGGAUGGAAUCAAUAGUAAAGCUUACAUUUUUGUUCUGGGGCUUUUGAUGAGUCAAUAUACCCUCACUGGGUAUGACGCAUCUGCUCAUAUGACAGAGGAAACUAAGAAUGCUGAUAAGAAUGGACCAAAAGGAAUAAUUAGCGCCAUCGGGAUAUCAGUUAUAUUUGGAUGGUUUUACAUACUUGGUAUCACCUUUGCAGUAACCAACAUCUCUUACCUCUUGAGUGAAGACAAUGAUGCUGGUGGUUAUGCCAUUGCUGAAAUAUUUUACCUAGCUUUUAAGAGAAGAUAUGGCAGUGGGGUUGGUGGAAUUAUCUGUUUGGGAGUGGUUGCUGUUGCCAUAUUCUUCUGUGGAAUGAGUUCCGUUACAAGCAACUCUAGGAUGGCCUAUGCGUUUUCUAGAGAUGGAGCCAUGCCACUCUCAUCACUUUGGCACAAAGUGAACAAUCAGGAGGUCCCCAUAAAUGCUGUUUGGCUCUCUGUGGUCAUAUCAUUCUGCAUGGCAUUGACGGACAUCAUAUCAAAUACAAACUUGGUUCAGGAGAGUAGGCACGGACCUAGUGAAAAGCAUGUCAUUUUUGUGUAUCUUGGAAGUGAGGUGGCAUUUCAGGCCAUGGUUUCUAUUGCUACGAUUGGGCUGUACAUUGCUUACGCCCUACCCAUCUUCUUCAGGGUGACUUUGGCACGCAAGUCUUUUAUCCCGGGACCAUUCAACUUGGGUCGCUAUGGUGUCCUUGUUGGAUGGAUUGCAGUCCUCUGGGUAGCAACUAUCUCAAUCCUCUUCUCAUUGCCUGUAACCUACCCCAUCACUAACGAGACACUCAACUACACUCCUGUUGCUGUUGGUGGCUUGCUAAUUCUUACCAUCUCUUCUUGGAUCUUGAGUGCUCGUCAUUGGUUCAGAGGUCCUGUAACCAAUGUAGAAAGCUAAGUACGAGCAUCAAGGAAAGAAAUUCUAUUGAUUAUAACGAGGAUAUUCAUCCUAUCAUGAAGUAAGAGGCCUUGAUCAGAUGUACAAGGGAAUAAAAUUUUGCCAGUCGACAAUAGAUAAGCAAGGAAGUUGAUGUCGAUUUAGCACAUCCUUUCGAACAUUGUUCAAUCUAGUUAAAACAUGGAUCAAUCUACUUUUCUUAUCAUUGUCUGAUUAAUUUGGCGCACUUGCAGAAGAAAUCAAGAAAUUGUGUCAGAAAAAUAAUAAUAUGUUUGUUAGUUGUCUUCUGCAA
Molecule: messenger RNA, 2210 nt
Organism: Populus trichocarpa (black cottonwood)
Lineage: Eukaryota; Viridiplantae; Streptophyta; Magnoliopsida; Malpighiales; Salicaceae
Product: amino-acid permease BAT1 homolog
Exons: 9
Coding region: 254-1918 (554 amino acids)
Biological process (GO): transmembrane transport; gamma-aminobutyric acid transport
Cellular component (GO): membrane
Molecular function (GO): L-lysine transmembrane transporter activity; L-alanine transmembrane transporter activity; L-glutamate transmembrane transporter activity
Source: RefSeq, a predicted model, not a curated record